This is a messenger RNA of Peronospora matthiolae, 2496 nucleotides long. Lineage: Eukaryota; Oomycota; Peronosporomycetes; Peronosporales; Peronosporaceae. The record is from the annotation of a GenBank genome assembly.
AUGCGCAUGACGUUGGCGCGCAAGGGGCUGCUGGUGCACGUUCAAGUCAUCAAGAAAGAAGAAGAGAUGACGGAUGCCUGGCUGUUCAACGACGCUAAGGCACUGGGUAUCAUCGCUCAAGGCAUAGAGCUACAGCACCAGACCAAGAUACGAUCGGCGACGACAGCUAUGCACGCGUGGGUCAUCUUGCGGGACUUCUACAACCGCACCACGCUCCACAAUCGUGUCGAGAUGACACGUCGUCUGCAUGAGUUCAAGAUGGAGAAUGGUUCGACCAUGUCGAAGCACUUGGAUGCUUUUGACGAGCUUGUUGUCGGCCUCCAGACACUUGGAGAGCCAGUCGAUGACUCUCGGCAGCUAGUGGUGCUGCUUAGUAGUCUUCCGACGGACUAUGAGCUCAUCUCGUCAAUUGUGGAGAAUUCCAAGGACAUUACGCUCAUCGAGGUCAAGGAAAAGCUGCUCAAGGAGCAUGAACGAUUGCAGAGAAAGGAGACUACGGAGAAGGCGUUUCCUGUAAGCAGCAACGGUAGACGUUUCAAGGGAGGCCAAGGUAACGGCCGCAAGGGAAACUAUCUACGGAAAACCAACACCGGAAUUAAAGGCAAGUGCUUUAAGUGUGGUCAAGUCGGACACUAUAAGCGGGACUGCCUGAAGCGUAGCAAUGGCGAGGAAGAAGGUGCUGUGUUUGCUGCUGGUGAGUUGCAAUGCGAAGAAUGGCUUAUCGACAGCGGGGCUACGUCGCACAUGACACCACAUCGGAGCGAUCUAUUUGAGUACAAGGAGUUGAAGACUGGUCAACAAGUCUCUAUCGCUGAUGGCAAGAAGCUGCAGGUAGCUGGAGUGGGAACAGUCAAGCUGAAAGGUCUAGACGGUCGACGGAUCAUGAUGGUCGAUGUCAUGCACAUACCAGGACUUGACAAACGAUUGCUGUCCGUUGGCAAACUGGCAGGACGAGGCAUGAGGGUGGAGUAUCAAAACUCGUCCUGCAUCAUUUGGAGUGCCAAGCGCGCGAUUGCAAGCGGCAAGAAGAUUGGCAAGGCGUACUUCCUGGAUUGCGAACAAAAAGAAGCCCGGCUUGUAGAAUACGCAGGGGCUGAAAGUGAGUGGGAGCUUUGGCACGCUCGCUUGGGACACCCCGGAAGAUCUGGUAUGGACAAGACACAGCGCGCUACGAGUGGUAUGCCGGCGGUAAAGCAGGGCAUCGAGAAGCUUACGGACGUGAUGGGACCGAUGAAGACGGUCUCAAAGGGUGGUGCACGAUUCGUAUUGACAUUCGUAGACGACUACUCAAGAUUUGUGGCAGCGUACUUCAUGAAGCACAAGAGCGAGGUGGCCGCAAGGCUUAGCGAGUUCAAGGCUUUCUAUGAGAAUCAAUGGGGCAAGCACUUGAAGUGUAUACGGUCGGAUAACGGGACGGAGUUUGUCAACAAGAAGAUUGCCCAUAUAUGCGCCCGUAAUGGUAUCAUGCACCAGCGGACAGUACCAUAUAGUCCGCAACAGAACGGCGUUGCGGAACGCAUGAAUCGCACUAUCAUGGAGAAGGCAAGGAGCAUGCUGUACUACAAGGGUAUCGACAUGCAGUGGUGGGCAGAGGCGGUCAGUACGGCUGUGUACUUGAUCAACAGAUCCACAAACUCUGCAAAUUCGGACGUAACACCGUUCGAGGUUGGUUUCAAGAUGAAGCCGAGUAUUGAGCAUUUGCGUGUGUUUGGAUCGCAAGGGUAUGCUCACAUUGACGACGCCAAGAGGACGAAGCUCGAACCAAAGAGUUACCGGUGUAUGUUCCUCGGAUAUGCGGAGAACACCAAGGGAUACAGGGUGUUCAAUCUGGAAAGGUCGAAGGUUGUCAUAUCGCGCUCCGUAAAGCUGGACGAGCGGGAAGUUGAAGGCAUAUACGACACGGUGGUACCAGAUAAAGUACCAGUCGUCAAGUAUAUUAGUGACACUGAUGAAGCAGUGAUUCCGGUGGUUCGUCCGUAUGAUGGAGACGAGACGAUGGAAGAUGUCGAAGAAAGCGCUCCUGAUGUCGAGAUGGACGAGAUAGAAUCGGCUCCAUUCGAAACAGGUAUCAUCAUACCUCAAGUACUCGAUCCAGAAACUCAAGAACCAAGAGGCGAUGAGAUAACGGGAUAUCAAGCUCCGAGACAAGCUUUUCAGGAGGACAGGUUGGUAUUUCAGCCGGAGAUAAAUCGGACAAGACGCUCACGAGACAGAAUGCUGCUGCUUGAGAAUGGGAAUAGCAGUGAAGACACGUCAGAAGGUAGCGAUGGACCACCUUCUCCAAAGCGUGCAAGAAUUGAUGACGAAGGUCUCAUUGCAGAGGCUGUAUUAGCCUAUGCUGCAAGCGUUGGCGAGGCGGACGACGCUCCAUCAACAUACAGCCAAGCGUUAAAAGGCGAAGACAACAGCAAGUGGAUUCAAGCGAUGCAAGCGGAGCUCAAGGCGCACGCCGAUAACGGGUCCUGGACACUGGUACCAAAACGGCAAGACAUUUGA